Molecule: messenger RNA, 2076 nt
Organism: Anopheles moucheti
Lineage: Eukaryota; Metazoa; Arthropoda; Insecta; Diptera; Culicidae
Product: palmitoyltransferase ZDHHC15
Exons: 6
Coding region: 218-1429 (403 amino acids)
Biological process (GO): synaptic vesicle maturation; peptidyl-L-cysteine S-palmitoylation; protein targeting to membrane
Cellular component (GO): endoplasmic reticulum; Golgi apparatus
Molecular function (GO): protein-cysteine S-palmitoyltransferase activity
Source: RefSeq, a predicted model, not a curated record
CUGCUAGGAGCGUUUCGUUAUUUAUCGGUUUCUGCUAGCAGCUAAAAAGUGUUUUAAUUCCAUUGUUGAAACCACGAAUCGUAAAGUUGUACACUCUGCAUCGCGAUAAAAAUUCAACGCGCAACCAUUGUGGCGACCACGGAAAGUGCCGCAAAAGGAUCGUCCUCGUCGAUCCUACCCGUAGAAGGUCGCUGGUGGAAGGUGGCGAGCUUGCAAGAUGUCGAUGGCCCAUGGAAACAACUAUGAUUAUCAUCGAACUAUGUUCGAUGGCGAACGAAAUGAGCGGUGCGCCUGUUGCGUGCGUACGAUGAAAUGGUUUCCGGUGCUGUUCAUCGUGUCUGUGAUCGGUUGGUCAUACUACGCGUUUGUGAUACAACUUUCGUUCUUUACCGUCACCAAUAUUGUUCAAAGGAUAUUGUUCCUGCUGUUCUAUCACGCCGUGCUGGUUAUGUUUCUGUGGUCCUACUACCAGACAGUAUUCACCGAUAUCGGUAGAGUUCCCUCCAGGUUUCGCGUUCCGAGAGCUGAGCUGGAUCGAAUAGUACGCGCGACGAAUGAAGAAGAACAGAAACAAAUACUGGAACUAUUCGCAAAGGAGCUCCCCGUCGUGACACGCACGUUAAAUGCAACGGUGCGUUUUUGUGACAAAUGUCGGCUGAUCAAACCCGACCGGGCACAUCACUGCAGCGUGUGUGGCGUCUGUGUGCUCAAGCUAGACCAUCACUGUCCGUGGGUAAACAACUGUAUUAACUUCACCAACUACAAGUACUUCAUUCUAUUCCUUGGCUACGCACUGCUGUACUGUUUGUAUGUAGCGUGCAGUACCAUACCCUACAUGGAGUUGCUAUGGACGGGAAAAAUCGAUGGAAGAUUUCACAUUUUGUUUCUGUUUUUCGUUUCCAUCAUGUUUGCAAUCAGUUUGGUUAGCCUAUUCGGCUAUCACGUUUAUCUGGUGCUGCUAAAUAGAACCACUUUAGAAUCAUUUCGUACGCCAAUAUUUCGAUACGGUGGGCCAGACAAGAAUGGGUUCAGCUUGGGAAAGUUGAACAACUUUCGGGAAGUGUUUGGCAACGAUUGGCGAUUAUGGUUCGUUCCGGUAUAUACCAGCCUUGGGGAUGGAAUAUUGUUUCCCACCCAUUCGCACCAUUUAGCAUCGAACUCACCGCAUGAAGUUGGGUCGCCAGUAGCGCCACUGACCGCCAUCACCGGCGGCAGUCCCAAUUGUAAUGGUUCGGUUGCAAAUGGCACCGUCGGUGUGGACCCUCCAAACCCUCAUACGAUCGUUCUAGAACACCUCGACGAGCGGAAGGAAGGCGGUGGGCACCGUCUCCAGGGUCAGCAACAGGUUGUGGCGAUGCCGCUGAGCACAAAUGGCGGCUUGCCACUGCAGGAAACCAAAGAGAGCUUCGCAUCCUCCCAUCCCCUUUAGUAGCUCGUAGAAUGAAGGGCUUUUGUUUUGUUUGCUGAUUUCGGGGGAACUGUAAAGAAGGGUCAGAAAAAGAAAACGAAACAUUUAAAAUAUUCAAACACCCUCCUCGUUAAAUUUUUGCUCACUGGGUGGGUCACACUCACUCCUAAUACGCACUAAUGCGCGCAUCGCCUUACUCUCUUGAAUAAUAAGCUGCUAAUGGGAAUUUGUAAUCAAUGAACUUUUGUUCUUCGAUAGGAUUAGCCAUUAAGAACCUCAGUUUAGUGUUAACGUUAACAACUAAGUUUCUACUACCUUUUGCUAUUUGUUAUACAAUCGAAACCGCACGCAUCGCAGAGUAUGUGGAAGUUUCCAAACUAGAUUUCGAAUGUUUCCAAACUUAAUGAAACGACAACGUAAGGUACAAACGACAGAGACGGGAACGGUAGGCAGAAUACAGUGAAACAGUGGGAAGUGUAACUGCCUUUAAGUGUGCUAGUAGUAAUGAGUUUCCUUAUCUUCCUUUAUGAUUAAUAAUUUGAUGAUAAAGAGAUGAUAAAUUGUCUAUGGACAAACAUACCGUCUUUACUCAACUAACUUCCUGUAAAAGUAUUUCAUAACAAUCAAAAACACCCGUAUUUUUCUAAAGGACUGGAAAUAAACACUUA